This is a messenger RNA of Cutaneotrichosporon cavernicola, 4101 nucleotides long. RefSeq lists its product as uncharacterized. Gene Ontology annotation, biological process: endocytosis; endosomal transport. The record is from RefSeq and is a predicted model, not a curated record. The transcript has 7 exons. Bases 1 to 4101 code for a protein of 1366 amino acids. NCBI's taxonomy places the organism in Eukaryota, Fungi, Basidiomycota, Tremellomycetes, Trichosporonales, Trichosporonaceae. Gene Ontology annotation, molecular function: protein binding; calcium ion binding. Gene Ontology annotation, cellular component: cytoplasm; plasma membrane.
AUGGCCGCUCAUCCAACUGGUCAAGAGAAGCAAUACUAUGACCAGUUAUUCGACGCAGUCAACAAGGAUAACAGCGGUCUCCUGGCCGGCAACGAUGCACUUCCUCUCCUCACCGCGUCGGGCCUCCCCCCGCAGACUCUAGGAGAGAUCUGGACCGUCGCUGACCCGGACAACAAUGGCUUCCUCACUCGUGACAGCUGGUACAAGGCUGCUCGACUUGUCGGAUGGCUGCAGAAGGGUGGUCAGACCAAGGUCGAGGCAUCGCUCGCGAACAAGAGUCCUCCUCUCCCAACGUUCAAUGGCUAUCCAACCCCACCUGCUCGCACAACAACUCCUGCAGUGCCGCUGUCGACGAAUACAACCGGCCAGCAGUCCCUGGCGCCGCUCACUGCUGAUGACCGAACCCAGUUCACUCGCAUCUUUGUCGGAUGCGGGCCACAGAACGGUCUCGUGAGCGGAGACAAGGCUCGUGAUGUCUUCCUGAAGAGCAAGCUCAACUACGACAAGCUUGGCCAGAUCUGGAGCCUCGCGGAUACGCAGCAGCGCGGAGCCCUUGAUCUUCCUGACUUCAUCAUCGGCAUGUGGCUCAUCCGUAAUUGCAUGGCAAACACUUCCGUGUCCCUUCCUCCAACGCUUCCGCCAGGAGCGUACGAGGCGGCUUCAGGCGGUCGCCCGCCGAUGGCCCCUCUAUCUGUGCAGAACACAGGUCAAGCAACCCCCCCCCAGCGACAGAUGACUGGGACGCUCCAGCCGCAGCUGACAGGCCAAAGCAUGUCGGCCACGGCCCACGCUCCUCCGCGUUCUACGAUGACUCCUACGAGACAAGGCACGUACUCGUCUAUUGGCGCACCAUCUGCUACAGCGUGGGACGUCACACCCGAGGCCAAGACGGCUUCAGACCAGUACUUCGCCCAGUUGGACACGCAGAACAAAGGUGUCAUCGAAGGGGACGUUGCAGUUCACUUCAUGCUUCUGAGCCAGCUUGAUGAAGCGAGUCUGGCGACGAUCUGGGACCUCUCCGAUAUUCGCCAAGAAGGCAAGCUGGACCGGGACGAGUUUGCAGUCGCAAUGCACCUCAUCAGCUCCAAGCUGGCUGGGAAGGAGCUCCCAGAGUCUCUGCCCCAGAGCCUUAUUCCUCCUAAACAGCGAUCUAGGGAGGUUCCUGCCCAGCCCCAACAGCCAGCGGCAUCAAAGGACCUCUAUGACCUUUUCGAUGAUCCUCCAACGCAGACCUCGCUGGUAUCUACUCCUGCAACUCCCUUUCUUCCACAGCCUCCUUCGAGGCGUGGCGCCGCGCACGAGCCUACGACGCGCCGUCUCGAGGUCACACCUGCUAGUUUUGGGGCUAUCUUCUCUAAGUCUUCGGCCUCUGCCGACCUGCUAGGCGACGAUACCCAAGAGGCUGCAGCGUCCGCUGUGCCAGACACGUCUGCUGAAAUCGGUAACAAGCGGAAUCAACUCGCAAACACGACACGCUCCGUCGCAGACCUGGAGAGGAAUCGCUCUGACCUCGAACAGCGCAGCGCCUCCAACUCGACGCAACUCGAGCAACUGGAGUCUGAGUUGACCACUGCUCGCACGAAGUACGACGAGGAAACGAAAAUCGUGGCAGAGCUCCGCGUCCGAGUUGGAGAACAGACAGCCAGACUCAGUCAGCUGCAAGCCGACGUCAUCUCUGCGCAAAGCGAUCUCACCGCAUGUAAGAUGGAGAAGGACGAGCUCGAGCAGACCUUCCUCCGCGACAAGGAGGAAGUGCGCGGACUGCAGAAGCGCAUGAAGGAAAUCGAGGACGAGAAGACUGGCAUCAAGCUCCUCCUCGAGAAGGUCAAGAAGGACUCACGCCAACAGAAGGGCAUGGUUUCGAUUGCGAAGAAGCAGCUUUCUACUGCGGAAGGCUCUCGCGACACGCUUCAGCAAGAGCUUCGCCAAGCCGAAAUGCCCGCUACCGCGGACGAGACUGAAGUGCCCGACGCUACCUCGACGCCGCGCGCUCUCAGUCCGGCGGCUACCGGUACGUCUAACCGCUCUUACAAUCCGUUCGACCGCCUCAACCGGCAGCGGUCGCAAGGUUCGGCCACAGGUUCCAUCACGGAGUUUGCCACCCCGUAUGCAACCCCAGGACUUGCAGGAGCUGUUGCCGCUGGAGGUGCUGUGGCAGCAGGUGUAGCCGCAGCUCAUUUGGGGCCGCAGAAUUACAGCCAAAGCCCUACCCCACAGGUCCAAGAAGGGCCUGAGGUUGAUGCUUUCGGUGCGCCUGUUGAGGAAUUGUCGGCGGCGUCUAGCACAGUCGUAUCCGAUCCCUUUGGCACUGCAUCCGCUGAUAGCGGCCCCCUCAGUGCGCCAAGCGGUGAGGCUGUUAUCGGUUCGCCGACUGCUGGCUUUGGCGACUCCUUCCACUCGAAUGGCGGGCAACACUCGACUACCGACACAACCGCAACAACCAACGAGGCCUCCAACGAGGCCUCCGACUUCGAUACUGCGUUUGCCGACUUCGACUCCAAGGUGGAUAUUGUGUCGCCUGUCCCUGCUCAUCGUCAGUCGCAAGACGUUGUCCCAGUGGAGGAGGACGUGUCAAGCUCCGAGCCUGCGGGUGCGGCUUUGGGUAUCUCGAAGGCUGCUCCCUCGGAUGUGCGCCCUCCCGAUGCCGAACGCACUGCAUCAACGCAGGACAUGCCUAUCUCCAGCAACCCUGCUUCACCUCUCCCGCUGUCGAGCAGUAUUGCCUCACCUUCAGCGCAGCCUGCGGCCACUGCCGCAGAUGAUGAACCAUCGGCCGAUUCGUCGGAUGACGAGGACGACGGUCCCGAGGACUUGGAGGGUCCGCGUAGGGGUUACACAGACCGUCAGAUGUCACCGUCUCCGGCGGAACCCUCUCUCACUGGCUCCUCUCCCAUUUCCGCUGCUGCUUCGGUCCCUCCAGAGGAGAUUCAACACAAGACCCGCCGCAGUGCUCCGCCUCCUCCCUCUGUCCGUCCGCCUGGGACGACCUCCCCUCAUGUCUUGCCCGUCGCAACCUCGCCGACUGUCCGCUCACUUGGAAGCAUGUCUCCUCCCUCCGCUCGUUCCCCCGGGGUGGUCUCUCCUCCCAAUCCACGCUCGCCCAGGGCAACCUCGCCUAACGUGACGGGUGAUGGAGACCCCUUCGGUGCUGUAGCUGUUUCGCAGGCCGUUGCCGGACCUCCGGCUACAGCUUCACCUCUUGCGGCCCAGUCAUCAUCGGGUAGGACAUCUCCAGCUAAGGCCGAUCCUUCAAGCCUCCCUGAGGGACAGGACCCUUUCGGCGCUUCGUUCAACACAAAGGCGCCUGCAGGUGACGUCCAUCAAUUCGACGACGGCGAGUUCGACUUCCCAGAUCUCCCCCCCGCAACCCAGAACCCUUCCCAAACCCCUGCCACCACAUCCUUCGAUGAUGAGUUUGCGACUUUCGAUGAGGAUUUCGAGAAGGCUCCGUCCCAGCUGAACAGUAGCUCGGACCAGUCCAACUCCCUCCUUCAGUCGUACGAAGUCGUCAUGUCUCCACAUGAAGCUGGGGCUUCCAAACUUGAUGCGUGGGGUCUGAACAGUCAAGCCAAGCCUGCGGGUGCUGGUGACACAUCGGGCUUCUCUUUCGAUGAUGCGUUUGGCCAGCCUCAGCACCAGGCCACGAUACCUGGCGGGUUCGACGAUGCCUUCGGUCAAUCACAACCGGCGAUUCAACAGCAAGGUCAGGCGCAACAGGACGCCUUCAACGACGCAUUCGCCCCACCUCCCGCUGCGGGUGAACAGAGCAGCUUCAAGGAUGCUCACUCCUUUGACGAUGCGUUUGGAGUAGGCCCUGCUCCAGAAAUCAGUGAGCCAACCAACAUUGGUCUUGCAGACAGUGGCCCGUCAUUCAAUUCUGGCCCCGUACCGCUGGCGAGUGGAGGCUCCGGUCCGCCCAUGCUUCCCAAGCGGCCGUCUGUCAACAUGGACCCGAGUACGAGUGAUCUGGCCCAGCCUGAUGACCUCAAGGACGUUAAGAAGCUCUGCGAAUUGGGCUUCCCUCGUACCCUUGUUGUAGAGGCUCUGGGUGCCAACGGCUAUGACUUCCAGAAGGCCCUCAACGUCCUUCUCGUCAAGUAG